UGUUACGACGGCCCCAUCAUGGCGUGUAGCCAGGAGGGGAGUCAGUGCGGUCGUGUUGAGAAAAUGUAUCAGUGAUUAAGUUUAUAAGUGAAGUUAUUGGUGAAGUGUGUGUUAAGUGUGAAAAGGGUUUGUGUAUUUGUGGAAAUGGCGUUUGAAUUGCGACUACACAGCCCCGCAGGAGCAGAGGCGGUUGUUUAUCAAUGGCCCCUUACCGUCGGAACUGGCUCGGAUAAACAUGACGGUGCCCUUGAGAUAGUGGAGACCAUAAGAUGGGUGUGUGAAGACUUCCCAGAGCUGAAACUGCCGAUGGAGAACAACAUUCUGGCCGACUAUGACACCAGGAGCUUCGACAGCAUGAAGGGGCUGUGUGACAGGUACAACAGGGCAAUUGACAGCAUAGUGCAGCUGGAGAAGGGGACAUCGCUGCCGGCCCAGAGACUGAACAAGCACCCAUCGCGGGGACUUCUGCGCCAUAUCCUGCAGCAGGUCUACAACCAGGCUGUGAGCGAUCCUGAGAAGUUGAACCAGUAUGAGCCCUUCUCACCAGAGGUGUAUGGAGAAACAUCAUAUGACCUUGUCUGUCAGAUGAUUGACCAGAUUGAGAUAACGAAAGAUGACAUCUUUGUGGACUUGGGUUCUGGCGUUGGUCAGGUUGUCCUUCAGAUGGCAGCUGCAACUCCUUGCAAGAUCUGCUUUGGAGUGGAGAGAGCAGACGUUCCUUCUAAGUAUGCAGAGAAUAUGAAUAUACAGUUCCGCAAAUGGAUGCGUUGGUAUGGCAAGAAGUACGGGGACUACCGUCUCAUCAAGGGAGAUUUCCUGACAGAUGAGCACCGCGAGAAGAUUGUUAGCGCUACCAUUGUAUUUGUUAACAACUUUGCGUUCGGCCCUACUGUUGAUCACAUGCUGAAAGAACGCUUUGCAGACCUGAAGGAUGGUGCCCGCAUCGUGUCAUCAAAGUCGUUCUGUCCCCUCAACUUCCGUAUCACAGAUCGCAAUCUCAGUGACAUUGGCACCAUCAUGCAUGUCUCCGAGAUGUCUCCGCUGCGUGGCUCCGUCUCCUGGACCGGCAAACCCGUCUCUUACUAUUUGCAUAUUAUUGAUCGUACCAAGGUACUCGAGCGAUACUUCCAGCGGCUCAAGAACCCAAAAGUGCGGGGUGGUGGUGGAUCGGCGGGGUCCGGAACAAUGUCUGCUGGUGGCGAGGAGGAAAAUACUCCGCCGCGGUCGUCGCGAGAUCGAGCCCGUCGGGACCUGACCAAGCAACUGAACUUGGACACGAGUUCCAACAGUUCACGAGACAGCGAUGACAGCACCUCUGUGACCACCAUGUCGUCACGCUCCCGAGUGGUGACAGGCCCAACCACCCGCCGGGCUUGGAGUGAUUGGUGUUCCAACUCAAACAAGGGCAAGAGCAGCCAGAGCGAGGAGGAGAACAACAGUGGCAACAUCAAUGGCAAGAGCAGGGCGCGUCAACCAAAAAAGCUUCGUUGCAAGCUGCCACGUGCAGGCAACAAGCCAACACCCAUGAUGCAGCAGACACGGGCCACUGCGCAGUCAAAGAGGGGAUCCCGUGGACGAGUCAAGAAGGGCAAGCCAAAGAAGACAAUCAAGAUUAAUGGAUUGGACCUCCUGCAUAGCCAGACUCUACUCAGCACGUCCCCACAAGCCAUAGGCAAGAAGCCCCCUCCAGCACCUGGCUGUGUUGACCAGCAGCUGACCAGCCUCACACUUAGCACCAAUUCGGUGCACACAGAGCUGGACAUCCCGCCUGCUCCUGCUGACACGCCGUAUGCCCUACAGAUCUUACUGGACAUGUAUCGUGCACAGUUCUUGCAGAUGGUCGAGAUAAUGAAGAGUCCCCACUAUCGGGAUGAUGUUAACCUGCAAAUCGAACGAGACAAGGAGCGCAACCAGAAACUGAGGAGUCGCGCUGCCCAGCUGGAGAAACAGAUCAAGGUACUGAUAGAUGACAGCGUGGCACUCCUGAAGGCCCGGAUGUCAGAACUUGGUAUCAAUGCCAGUUCCCCUGGUGACCUCUUGGCCAAAGCAAAGGAGAUCGUGCUGCGUCACAAGGAACUUCAGGCAAAAGCAUCAAAGCUUCAGGCCCAGGUGACAUCUGUUGAGCAUGAACAGGCCAAGUAUGUAAGUCUGCGGCAACAGGAGAUACUGGAGAAGUACCGCAAAUCAGGGCUCAUGAACGGAAUGUCUAGCAACCAGCAUCUGGAUGUAUCAGGCCUGACCCAGGAGUACAUCCUAAAGGAGAUAUCUGCCACACUGUCCCACAGAAAGAAACUGCAUUCAAAGGUGUCACGCCUGGAAACAGAACUCACUGCCCUCGAAAAAGUGAAUGAUGAACGCAAAUCACAGCCCCUGGCCAGCUCGAGCCUUAAGAUGAUCAGUGCCUAUGCCAAUGGCAGCAUUGUAGCAACAGUUGCAUCUAAUGAGAAAGUCCCUCAUGCCCACCCCCCUCUCCAGCCACCCCUCAUGAUCACCAAUCAUCACCAUGUUGUCCCCCCAGUGAAACCUCAGCGCAAGUCACGAGAAGCUCGUAGCCGGUCUCAGGACUGGCCUGAUGUCCCCGACAUCGGCAAGAUUGAGGAAAACAACCCAGAGAUCCUGGCACAGAAGAUUUUAGAGACAGGACGUCAGAUAGAGGCAGGAAAAAUCAAGGAGACCACCAAGUUCAAUGGAAGUCACACAAAUGCUGGCGAUGGGCAUGACAUUACACAUGUCAACAAUGGCAGAUAUGGCAGGCAUGGGGCAAACAGUCACCCGUACCAGUCUCAGAUUGGCUCCACAGGAAAGCUGACAGCGGAGACACUUCCUGUCCCCCGCGCAACUCCACGUACUGGCUCCAUCACAGGAUCAGACUCUAAGGCAAAGCAUGGACGGCCCAGUAGUGCUAACAAGCAGUUGGUGAGCUUCACAAGCAACCGGGCUCAAGAACCACCGCGUGUCGCCAAUUUUGAGGACCGCCUGAAGAGUAUUAUCACCAGUGUGCUUAAUGAAGAUCAGCAGAAUCGCCAGCAACAGCAGGCACUGAUGAGCACAGGUGGUUACCCAAACACCUCUGUAGUGAACACGUCGAUGAGUGGAUAUGGGAGCAACUGCUAUGGAAGUACCAGCUACAGUACGGCCUCUGGCAUGGAGGUCGUGAAGGCAAGUCGUGAGUGUAAGAAAGAGGAGAGGUAUAGGGGAAGAGACUCAUCCGUCCAGUCCAGUAGGAACUUGUCUGCUCAGCCAGACUACACACAGGUUUCCCCAGCCAAGCUCGCUCUGCGGAGGCAUCUGUCCCAGGAGAAACUGGCAGCUGCCUCUGCUCAGCAGCUGCAGGCUCUUGGAAGCAAUGAAAAGGGUUUUGUGGCAACGCGAACAAUCGGAGAUCUUGUUAGUGGAGAGAUCGAGCGCACGCUAGAGAUCUCAAACCAGAGCAUCAUCAAUGCUGCAGUGGACAUGAGUACCAUGAUGUCAGCUACAACGCCUGCCAAUAUUGUGAAUCAGAAUAUCCCACCCCGCCCAGAGAGGGUUAAUGUGCGCAUCUCACGUAUCGUGGAGGACUCACUGGCACGCAAGGAAACUGAGGAUCACGUGGGUGGCAACAGCCCAUCUCCGCUACAUCGUACUCCAGUGUAUUCCCCCAUCUCCAGGCCAAGCAGUGCAGAGGGGGGAAUGAGCACCACUGGAAACCCCCCCACACCCACAGGAAUGCUUCAUCCCCCCACGCAAAUGCUGGAGGGUCUAGCAUACCCACAGCACCGACCAAAGUCUCCACCUCCACCACACCAUGGCCUGGCUACCUUCCAUGUUGCAUACACCCACCACAGUGCUUCCAGCUAUCCUAGCACUGUGGCCCCCCCUGCCUACUCACCCCGCACCACAGUGCUGUACCCCCCUUCUUCAUCAGCUGCCUACAUCCCAAAGACGACCGUGUCACAGCAUGUGACCUCAUCAUCCCUGUCAACUUCAUGUCGCUAUGCAACUUCAAGCAACGAAGGAGGUUAUACCCCAGUGCAACUCCCACGUGCUGACAUUAAACCCUAUCAUGAAUCAUAUUUCUCGGACACAAAGCCUCUCAUCAUCGUGAACUCGACGUCUGAGCACAAGCCAUCUACUAGUGUCGCCACGAGUGAGGUGUCUGCCAGCAAGCCCCUUUACUCUAAAAGUGGUUCAGAGUCAUUUGGCCCAGUGGAGGGUCUUGCUGCAACACUGCAUGCCCGGAUAGUGGGGGGACAGGAAAACAGCUCGAAGCCUGGGCAGGAUUCAUUGGUUGUGAAGGAGGAGGCUGAUGACCGGGCAGCCAGACAUUCAGACUGCAUGAUGUACAAUGACAGGCAUUGUCACCAGAGAAGAGAGCCAGCAAAUUUGGGUCAGAGUGAGGCUAAGACAGAGGAUCGUGGCGAGGCAAGUCGUGUUGCUGCAGCUGUACCUGUGCCUGCCAUGGAUGUUGUCAAGACAGAAGCAAACGAGGCCAUGAAGGUGCCAGACAGUGCUGAGGAUGCAUUCGGGAGAACGGGCCAUCACUACCAAAAUGGCAGCUUGAAGCGUGCAUCACCUGUGAUCCAGGCACCGACUCGAUCACACAAGAAACAGCUCUUGGAGACUGGCAUGGCACAUGGCGAGACAGACGCAGGUGUGUCCUCUGUGUCAGCAGUGGUGUCAAACGCCAGCCAGCCACUCGCCAUUAGUGCCAUUUCAUCUCCAGAGUUGAACUCUGGGAAAUCUACACCUGUACCACCAAUUGAUGACCCAUCGGAACGACGGCGGCGGCGUGUGGAGGACAGAGAGGAAGAUGGAGAGGAGGACGAGGUGGGGCUACGUAAAGUGGACAAGUGGCAGGACAAGAUCAGCAGUGGCUUUGAUCGCCUCAUGUCAUUUGCUUCCACUGAGCUGGACAAGCGACGUCGCAGCACCGAGGGUGCCUCUCCCCGUGGUGGGGACUCUGCUGCCAGCUGCAACACCAGCCCAGACAGUGGCAUAGGCCAUGGAGAUCCACCUCCACCACCCCCAGCACCAACCCCUGCCAAGAAGCGGUCCCCAUCUGAUACAGGAGGGAAUAGCCCAGGUCCCAAGAUGCCUCGCCUAUUCAAGACACCUGCAUCAAAACCGUCCCCUGACCGUGUAGGACGGGAUUCUCCCCCCAUCCUGGAACCUCCACUGAUAGAUGACACCACAGGUCCCCCCAGAACGCCUUCACCAUCGUCAUCAGCUGACGAACAUCUCCCCGUGUCUGUGGGACCACCUUUCAGCCCGGCACCCCUUGAUGGGCCCUACAGUCCAGUUUCUACGGGGACCAGCAUCUUGCCGAUCAAUGGGGAGUCUAGCAGCCCACCUCCACCUCCACUGCCCCCAUCCGUCCCACUGAAGUAUCAGCGCACUGAAUCACAGGAGCACAAGCAUCACUUCAAGAAGAAGUUCUUUCAUCGAGAGAGCUGGAGUAGCAGUGGCCACUGGGGUAAGACUGGCGGGAAGUUCCGUCCCAAGGGCAAGGACUGGGAAUGGCACAGCAACAAGAACACAGCUCCCAUCCCACCCGACUUCUCUGUGCCUCCCCCUCAUAUGGUAAACACCUCACUGCCACCACCCACCCCUCGUUUCCACCAUCACCCACGGUAUCGUUCCAGCCACAACUGGGAACGCUAUGGCUCGGGCUUUGCCCCCCCACAAGACAUGGCCAGCCAGCCCUGGCCUCACUAGUGCGUGUUGUCACUGCCAACUGUAACGUACUGCCUGCUAACAGUGCUGCCACCCCAUGUUUUGUAACACACCUUGCUCAAGACAGGAUUAUGGCUAGAGGCUGUUGUGUUACUACCACUGCCACAUUAUUUAUUGCUAUGCGCAGCAUCGAAGUCUUGCGAGGUCUUUGUUAGUUCUCAUUUUGUUGCUCUUCCCUUGUUUUGAUGGAAAUAAAAUUGGGCAAAGAUAUUUAAACAUUAAAAUAUGUGAGGAGUGGAGUGUACAUAAGGAAAGUUCCCCCUGUGUGCAUGACGGUACACGUUGAGUGAGCGCAAGUCUAAAUGUGUGCGUGUCUGACCAAGUCCUUAUGUCAUUGUAUAAACAUAUAGCUGUAAUUUUCAUUCCAUCAUGGAGACUACCCUGGGAGGUUUCAAUAUUUUAUAAUAUUAAUAUUAUUAUUAUUAUUAAUUAUUACUGUUGUAAUGAUGACAGAUAUAGGGAAGACCUGAUCAGUAGUUGAGUCACUGCCAUUUUUUUUGUAUUUCUGCCGAACACUGCCACACAGAGAGCAGGAAAUGUGUUCAUGAGGUUCAGAACUGGAUCUCUGGCUCCUGGCUGUAAGUAGCAAAUGUACAUAGUCAUUGUUUUGUUUGAUUUUGUUGAUACGUUUUCCUGUAGGAUCAGCCAACAUGUCAUUGCACAAGCUCGGUCAUUUCAUUAAAUCGAUGGUUGUACAUAUGCGUCUUUGUCUCUUUCCAUGAUCCGUAUGUCUGCAUGGGAACAGUACUGACAUCUGGCUGAUUCUGUCUGAAAAUAUUUUGAGUGUUUUUUUUUUAAACGUAUGUGUUUAUUUCAGAAAGAUGUGGGAUGUGUUGUGUACAGCUCACAGACAGAAUAGAGAGAUCAGGCAUAAUGAUGACACUUAGAUGAAGGGAAAAUGGAGAAUGGAUACCUUCAAAGUGAGUUUUACAGUACAAAAAAGAAAAAAAGGAAGAAGUAUCAGAUUGUUGGUAGUUAGUCUCAGAAUUUGUACUGCCGUUGUUUUGUGAAUGCUGCAAAUCCACGAUCAUAGCUGAGAUGUAACCUGUCCUUGUGUAAUAAAGUGUAAGAAAUUGUAAAUUUCA
Cryptotermes secundus is the source of this 6797-nucleotide messenger RNA. RefSeq names its product histone-lysine N-methyltransferase, H3 lysine-79 specific (gene gpp). The record is from RefSeq and is a predicted model, not a curated record. Bases 145 to 5694 code for a protein of 1849 amino acids. Gene Ontology annotation, molecular function: histone H3K79 methyltransferase activity. Gene Ontology annotation, biological process: DNA damage checkpoint signaling; regulation of transcription regulatory region DNA binding; DNA repair. The transcript has 15 exons. Gene Ontology annotation, cellular component: nucleus. NCBI's taxonomy places the organism in Eukaryota, Metazoa, Arthropoda, Insecta, Blattodea, Kalotermitidae.